This is a messenger RNA of Microcebus murinus (gray mouse lemur), 1522 nucleotides long. RefSeq names its product UBA like domain containing 2 (gene UBALD2). Gene Ontology annotation, molecular function: protein binding. The record is from RefSeq and is a predicted model, not a curated record. Lineage: Eukaryota; Metazoa; Chordata; Mammalia; Primates; Cheirogaleidae.
AGGGUUCGAAUAGAACGUCCGUCCGGGAGCCGGGCGCUGGCGGAGCGGCGCGCCGGCCAAUCAGCGGCGGCGACUCGCGGCCCCCGAACGUUGGGACAGCGGCCCCGCCCCGCGCUGUUGUUUGUGGUGUCGGCCGGCCGCGGGCGCCGGACCACAACAUUCGCCGGCGGCGGCCGAGCGGCAGAGCGCCAUGUCGGGGAACACGGACGAGCUGCGGCACCAGGUCAUGAUCAACCAGUUCGUGCUGACCGCGGGCUGCGCGGCCGACCAGGCGAAGCAGCUGCUGCAGGCGGCCCACUGGCAGUUCGAGACCGCCCUGAGCACGUUUUUCCAGGAGACCAACAUUCCCAACAGUCACCACCACCACCAGAUGCAGAUGUGUACUCCCAGCAACACACCUGCCACGCCACCCAACUUCCCUGACGCGCUGGCCAUGUUCUCCAAGCUUCGAGCGUCCGAGGGCCUGCAGAGCAGCAACAGCCCCAUGACAGCCGGGGCCUGCUCCCCGCCUGCAAACUUCAGCCACUUCUGGGCCUCAUCCCCCCCUGGCCACCAGGUGCCCUGGCUCCCACCCUCCUCCCCAACCACCUUCCACCGCCUCCACUGCCCACAGCCCACAUGGCCCCCCGGAGCGCAGCAGGGGGGCGCCCAGCAGAAAGCCAUGGCGGCCGUGGAUGGCCAGAGAUGAGACUGGGUGCCGCUGGGCGCUGGGCUGGAGCUGGGGGCAGUCCAGGGUUGUGGAGACACAGGAGGGCCAGGGAGGGGGGCUGGGGAGGGCGGGGGGUUUCCUGAAGAUCGCACUGGAAGAUUUUAUAAAAGAAUUUUUGUGGGUGGGGGGACAGUAAACUUCUUGGGCCACUUGGGUCCUUGAGUUUCUCUUCAGGCAAGGUUUUUCCUCUUUUUAAUAUAUAACUAUAAUAUAUAUGAAUAUAUAAAUAUAACUAAUGUAUUUGAGAAUGGAGCGUACCUGGGUGCUGGAGUCAGAGGAGAAAGGCCCAGACAACCCUUCUCUGGGGCCAGCACCGCUUCCCCCGCCCAGCCUUGCCCUGGUCUUGUGGGACAGGGGUGUGCUUCAGAGCCGGAUGGAACGAUCUUCUGUCAGCUGCCUCCUUUCAGAAGUCACACCUUCUGAUAUCGUCAAGCGGACCUCACUGCUCCAGGCCUGGGGGCAGCCCAAUAGCAGCUGCAGAAGGGCCUGGGGCUUCAGGGGCUCCCCCCAUAGCCAGCCCUGGGGUUCUGGGCCCAAGGGUCCUCCCCAUCUCCUCCCCCUCACCCCUGAUUGCUGGCUGUCACCCCUGUCUGCAGCUGGUUGUGCAGGGCUGAUAGGGCACUGAAGAGCCGGCUUGGGUCAAAGGCCAGGCUCUGCCUACUGGGGACUUGACUGUCCCACAGGCACCCUGCCCCUCGGGCUGCACGUCCAAGGUCCCCGGGGAGAUCCUGUGGGUUAGUUCCCACAUCAGAAUCCUGCCUCACCAGGGUGACAUUUUAAUUUAAAAACUUAAAAAGAGACUUUUCUAACUUC